AUACAAUUCAAACAAACAGAGAAUUACAACGUCGAGAUCAAGGAUACAAAAUUUGGUUACAUAGUUCAGGCAUUGUAGUACUUUGUUUUGGUUCUUAGCAAAUAUGUCCAGUGCAAAGCAAAAUCUCAAGGAAGGGCAAUCCCAAGGCAAGGGCGAGGCCAUGGCUGACGAGUGGAUGCAAUCCACAAAGGAUACAGCGAAUGCAGCCAUGGACAAGACUGCUGAUGCAGCUCAAUCAGCUAAGAACUCUGCCCCAGAAAACAAGGAGCAAGCUGCCGGCUUCCUCCAGCAGACAGGAGACCAGGUAAAAGGCAUGGCUCAGGGCGCAAUGGACACUGUCAAGAGCACACUUGGAGUGAGUCAUGACAAGCAAUGAAACAAAACCACCUAUUGCACGGGUCUCCUCUCGUAAUGCAUGCUGCAUUGAACGCAUGUUGGAUUUAGGUUUUCUCUAGGUUUUUGCUUUCACAUGGUCGAUCUGAUCAUUCUUUUCAAAAGAACUCUUCAGUCGGUUGUACUAGAGCCUUUUGAUUUUCAUACUUUUGCCAGCUUCUUCAUUGUAAUAGCAGAUGUAAUAAAGGCUUAACAAUAAUGCAAACGUAAUAAUAAUACUGUGUUGCCCAGA
This is a messenger RNA of Carya illinoinensis, 625 nucleotides long. RefSeq names its product late embryogenesis abundant protein 2. NCBI's taxonomy places the organism in Eukaryota, Viridiplantae, Streptophyta, Magnoliopsida, Fagales, Juglandaceae. The record is from RefSeq and is a predicted model, not a curated record. Bases 104 to 376 code for a protein of 90 amino acids. The transcript has 3 exons.